This is a messenger RNA of Arabidopsis thaliana (thale cress), 1181 nucleotides long. RefSeq names its product xyloglucan endotransglucosylase/hydrolase 26 (gene XTH26). Lineage: Eukaryota; Viridiplantae; Streptophyta; Magnoliopsida; Brassicales; Brassicaceae. Gene Ontology annotation, cellular component: apoplast. Gene Ontology annotation, biological process: cell wall biogenesis; glucan metabolic process; carbohydrate metabolic process. The transcript has 4 exons. The coding region runs from base 47 to 925 and encodes 292 amino acids. Gene Ontology annotation, molecular function: xyloglucan:xyloglucosyl transferase activity; hydrolase activity, hydrolyzing O-glycosyl compounds. The record is from RefSeq and is marked reviewed.
UAGAGUUCCAAUCCAAAACAUUCCAAACACAAAUCAAAUUCGUAAGAUGGCGGGUCUUCAAGCGAAGACGUUAAUGUUCGUUCUGGCAGCUGCCUUAGCGACUCUUGGUCGCACAUUUGUGGAGGCAGACUUCAGUAAGAAUUUUAUUGUUACAUGGGGUAAAGAUCACAUGUUCAUGAAUGGUACCAACCUUCGACUUGUCCUAGACAAAUCUGCAGGAUCUGCUAUUAAAUCAAAGGUGGCUCAUUUGUUUGGAAGCGUAGAAAUGCUCAUCAAACUUGUGCCAGGGAAUUCUGCUGGAACCGUUGCAGCCUAUUACUUAUCGUCUACGGGAAGUACACACGAUGAGAUAGACUUCGAGUUCCUAGGAAAUGCGACUGGUCAGCCGUACACGAUCCACACCAACUUAUAUGCUCAAGGGAAAGGAAACCGCGAACAACAAUUCCGGCCAUGGUUCAACCCGACCAAUGGUUUCCACAACUAUACCAUCCAUUGGAACCCAUCCGAAGUUGUGUGGUUCGUCGAUGGAACUCCGAUCAGAGUUUUUAGAAACUACGAAAGUGAAGGAAUCGCAUACCCGAACAAGCAAGGUAUGAAAGUGUUUGCGAGUCUAUGGAACGCAGAAGACUGGGCAACACAAGGAGGUCGAGUGAAGACUAACUGGACGCUAGCACCAUUUGUGGCCGAGGGUCGUAGGUACAAGGCAAGAGCUUGUUUGUGGAAGGGAUCAGUCAGCAUCAAGCAAUGUGUAGAUCCAACUAUACGGUCUAAUUGGUGGACAUCACCAUCAUUUAGUCAGCUCACUGCUUCGCAGCUGACGAAGAUGCAAAAGAUAAGAGAUGGUUUCAUGAUCUAUGAUUAUUGCAAGGACACUAACAGAUUUAAAGGUGUUAUGCCUCCGGAAUGCUCGAAGAAGCAAUUCUAAUUCAAGUUUCCGGCCAGCGGGCGGAACGAGGAGAGGCUCCGGCAAUCAUAGCACCGCGGUCGAGGUUAAUGGGGACGGACUGUAAAUUCGUUUUUCAUUAUUUUUUUUAAUAAUUUAUUUUUCUGAAUUGUUUUUGUGAGGAUUUUUGUGUGUCUUUGAUUCAUUGAUAACUCGAAUGAGCAAUCAUGAUGAAGAAGAAGAAGUUUUUUUUUUUCCAUUUUUUCUUUGUUAAAAUCCUAUACAAAAAAAAACAAAU